This is a messenger RNA of Coffea eugenioides, 1990 nucleotides long. Its product is annotated as G-type lectin S-receptor-like serine/threonine-protein kinase RLK1. Bases 77 to 1303 code for a protein of 408 amino acids. The record is from RefSeq and is a predicted model, not a curated record. The transcript has 2 exons. NCBI's taxonomy places the organism in Eukaryota, Viridiplantae, Streptophyta, Magnoliopsida, Gentianales, Rubiaceae.
AAGAGUUGACUCCAAAGUCUUUCGUCCUAUUGUUCUAUGCAUAUAACAUGUAAACAGGACUAAACCAUCUAUUGCAAUGGCAUCCCUAUGCAUACAAGUCAUCUUCUUCUUGUUUCUCUUCCCAAUAUCUGCUUUAUCUCAAAAAAAUGGUAUUGUGCCUCUGGGCAGUACUUUGACUGCAGGUGAAACAUCUGCUAGUCCUUGGCUUUCACCUUCUGGCGAUUUUGCAUUCGGGUUCCAGGAAGUACAGCAUAAGGAUCUGUUUUUGCUUUCCAUAUGGUAUCACAAGAUACCAGACAAGACUGUAGUUUGGUUUGUUAAUUCAACAAAUCCAGUGCCACGAGGAUCGACUGUAAAGCUUGAUCCUCAAACAGGGCUUGUGCACUGUGACCCUCGAGGCUUACAACUUUGGAGUGCUAAUGUUGAUUCUGCUCAAAUUGACCAUGGUUUUAUGAAUGAUACCGGCAAUUUUAUCCUUAAGGGGAAUGAUGAUAGCUGGCUCUGGGAAAGCUUCAAACAUCCUGCUGAUACGAUACUGCCAAAUCAAGAAUUGAAAAUUGGUGAUUCUCUUUCUUCUCGAAAGUCAGCAACAAGCUUCUCUCGAGGAAGAUUUUAUCUCCGUUUUCGUGAUGACGGGAAUCUAGUGCUUGUUACCAAGAGUGUGUCAACCAAUGUGGAUGACGAUGCUGAGUACAACAAUAGUAAGACUUCUGAUUCUAGAGAUCCACUGUAUUCUGGUAGCCAAGUUACUUUUGAUGGCAGAGGCGCCAUGUACAUAAUGAAAAAGGACAAUCAAACAGAGCAGCUGAAUCUAGUUUCAAUACCACCAGCAUCAGAAAACUAUCAUCGGGCAACAAUAGAUUUUGAUGGGGUCUUCACACAUUAUUAUCAUCCUAGGACUCUUACUGGAAAUCCGAACUGGAAGGUUCUUUGGUAUUUGCCGCAGAAUAUAUGUAUCAGCCUUCGAGCAAAUCACAGGGGCAGUGGAGCUUGUGGAUUUAACAACAUUUGCAACCUCAAAAAUGGAAAACCAGUUUGUGAGUGUCCAAAAAGAGAAAACAAUUGCUGGAAGAAGGGGCCGCCACUAUCAAAUGGGAAGGCAGAUAAGACUAUUCACUCCAAAGCUUUCAUCAAAUACCGCAAGAGUGAUGGAUCAAAGCCAAAGGACCGAGGCACCUUUAUACGUGUGGAACCUGUCCUUCUUGGCACCUCUUUCUUAGUAAACUUGAUAUUCAUUACGACUGCUUGUUUGGGCUUUUACCUCAUGUACCGGAAAAAGAGGGUAAUAUCAUUUGAAUACUGAUGUUGGGGGAUAUAAAUUAGCAUAUUUUUCCAUACAAAGAGCUUGCAGAAGCUACCAAUCGAUUUAAGGAAGAGUUGGAUAGGGGAUCAUUUGGCAUUGUGUGUAUAAAAGAUGAGUUACAAAAUUAGUUCCGAAAGCAGCAUUGUUGAAGUCAAGAAGUUAGAAUGGCUUAAGAUGCUGAGAAGGAAUUUCGUGCUGAAGUGAAGUGAUAACAAUGGGUCAGACUAAAAUUUGGUCCCAUCGCUUGGAUUCUGUGAUGAAGGACAACAUCGGCUACUGGUGUACGAGCAUAUGAGCCAUGGCACUCUUGCAAGAUUGCUAUUGUGAAAUCCCGAAUCUUUUGGUCCUUCCCUUACUAAAACUAUUUAAUUGACUAAUGUUAUUGAUUAUUUUACUAGCAGUUUAGAUACUUCAUUUAUCUCUUUUGGGAUUUUAUAUUAAACUAGGCAUUGGUCCCCGCGGCAUCGCGAGGAGCCCAUAUUGUAUGUUUUUUUUUUUGUGUGUUUUUGGGGUAUGAUAGGUUUCUUUAUUAUUAUUAUUAUUAUCAUUAUUAGUAUAAGUGGAAAGUCUUGGAUUCAAAAUCUCCUACUUACCAUUUCUCUUAUCUGAUCAUCCAACCCAACCCUCCUCUCUUUGUUUAUUAAUUAUAUGUACAUGUAUUUUAUAUUGGAAUAUGUGUAAAGAUUU